CAAAAAAACGAGAAAGACGAACAAAAUCUCCUGGCAGAUCAAGUACAAUUUGUCUGGCUCAUUGUUUCUACUCACAGGUUCUUUGAUGAUAAUAGAGACAAACCUGUCAUAAUCCCAAUAAAACAUCCAUUAUACAAUUCGUCGACUGAAAUAUGUUUAUUCACAAAAGACCCACAAAAGGAGUUCAAAGAAUUGGUGGCUACUAAAGGCAUCAAACAUAUUAAGAAGGUGAUCGGAUUGUCAAAGCUUCGUAAGAAGUACAAACCAUAUGAAGCAAAGCGCAAGUUGUGCGAUUCCUACGAUUUGUUUUUGGCGGACAACAGGAUCACGCAUCUGCUCCCUAGUCCGUUGGGCAAGAGUUUCUUCGAGAAGAAAAAGCAACCUAUCCCCGUGGAGUUAAGGAAACCUCAAAAUUUCGAAAAAGAAAUCGACAAAAUUUGCGGUUCCACCUUCAUGUAUUUUAAUCCGGGAACAUGCCU
Molecule: messenger RNA, 479 nt
Organism: Acaulospora morrowiae
Lineage: Eukaryota; Fungi; Glomeromycota; Glomeromycetes; Diversisporales; Acaulosporaceae
Source: the annotation of a GenBank genome assembly